This is a messenger RNA of Vombatus ursinus (common wombat), 7458 nucleotides long. It is a transcript of the gene SCRIB, whose product is annotated as scribble planar cell polarity protein. Gene Ontology annotation, biological process: neurotransmitter receptor transport, endosome to postsynaptic membrane; neurotransmitter receptor transport postsynaptic membrane to endosome. Gene Ontology annotation, molecular function: protein binding. The transcript is spliced from 40 exons. The record is from RefSeq and is a predicted model, not a curated record. Gene Ontology annotation, cellular component: postsynaptic density; postsynaptic membrane; adherens junction. The coding region runs from base 1453 to 6567 and encodes 1704 amino acids. NCBI's taxonomy places the organism in Eukaryota, Metazoa, Chordata, Mammalia, Diprotodontia, Vombatidae.
AGACGCCCCCGCCCCGCCUUCCCGGGGAGCCCCCUUCGGAGACGUCGCCCCGCCCCUCCCCUUCCUUCCCGGGAGCCCCUUCCCCAGGCUGUCCGCAGGAGCCUCGGCUCUGGUCCCGAGGCCGUAGCUCUCCCCGCAAACCUCCCAGCCCUCCCCCGAAGUCCCCCCUGAUAGGGAAUCCCGGCGCUCCUCCAGUCUCCCUGCAGAGACUCUCCUUUCCCUCUUGUCUCCUCAAAGACCUGCCCCUUUGUCCUAGACUGAGAGCUCACCCCCUUUACACACACUCACUCUCUCUCUCUCUCACUCACACUCACUCUCCACCCCCUCCCCACUCGCCCAUACUCCACUCCCUAGGCUCGUCAGAUACACCCCGCUCCUCCUUUCCCAAAAGAAUUGGGAAAUCCCUUUUAACUGUCCUCAGGGACUUGCCCUCUCCUUCCCGAGCUGUCAUCAGAAUCCCAUCCCAAAACCCAGAAACCUGCUUCUUCACUUUUCACAGGCUCCUCCAUCUCUUCAAAGAUUCCCCUUUUCUCACAGGAAUCCCUCCUUUCUCUACUGACGUUUUUCGCAGAUUUCCAUCCCCUCCCCAAAACAAAACAAAACAAAACACUUCAGCUUGGGGAAUUUCUCCUUUUCUAACAAGGACAGCCUUCUCUCAUAGAUCCUUCCUUAGUGGGGAAUCUCAAGAUACCCGCUUCUAAAUCAGCUUUAAGAGGGACCCUUUCCUCCUAGGGUUUUUACUCUCCAAAUCCAACAUCUUUUUUUCAUUUCUUUCCUUUAAUUGAGGGAUUUUCUAAGAGACCUGAGUUGCAUCUAUCAUGUAGAGAACCCUUCUCACUCCACCUCCUAUAGAGAACCUAGCCUUUCCCAGGGACUUCUCUAGGUCUGCCCUCCUGGGGCUUAAGAUUUUUUGUGGGGAUCCUCUUUAGAGAUCAUUCCCUCACAAUUCUUCCUUCCCCGUCACCUAUCAGGUGCUUUCAAGGGAACCUUUGAACUCCUAUCAGGGGUUUCUUGAUUCUAGUCCCUUCUUCUGGCCCCAGUGUUCACCUCAUAGGGUCCAGUUCCCAGCCGGCUCAGGCCUGGCCCCCACCUGCCCUCCCGCAUGCAGCCCCGAGCUCUCUCGAAGCCCCCUGCCUCCCAGUCCCUCCUCAGAGGCUGCCCAGGGCCCCUGUGCCCAAGGCAGUGCCAUCGCCAGACCUUGCUGAUCCUGGCCUGGCCUCACCUUCCUGCUCCCCGAUAAGAGAGGCCAGGGGCUCCUGCUUGUUGCCCCCAGCUCCUAUCCUGUGCCUCUUUCCCGAUGCCUCCUGCCCAGACCUGCAUGGUUUUGGCUCCUGUAAUCCUUGUCUAGGGGCCCCUUGACCUAAGCCUCUUUGACUUUCCCUUGUCUGCCGGAGUCCCCCCUUUUCUCUUCCAUCUUCUCCAUCCUGGGGGAGAGGAACCUUCCUGAGCACCAUGCUGAAGUGCAUCCCCUUGUGGCGGUGUAACCGGCAUGUGGAGUCAGUGGACAAGCGACACUGCUCACUGCAGGCUGUUCCAGAAGAGAUCUAUCGCUACAGCCGCAGCCUGGAGGAGCUGCUGCUUGAUGCCAACCAGCUGAGGGAGCUACCUAAGCCUUUCUUCCGCUUGCUGAAUCUUAGAAAAUUGGGCCUGAGUGACAAUGAGAUUCAGAGGCUGCCACCUGAGGUGGCUAACUUCAUGCAGCUGGUGGAGCUUGAUGUCUCCCGAAAUGAUAUCCCUGAGAUUCCUGAGAGCAUCAAGUUUUGCAAAGCCCUGGAGAUUGCAGACUUCAGUGGGAACCCCCUGUCCAGGCUCCCUGAUGGCUUCACCCAGUUGCGCAGCUUAGCUCAUCUUGCCCUGAAUGAUGUGUCUCUGCAGGUGCUGCCAGGAGAUGUGGGCAAUUUGGCUAACUUGGUGACUUUAGAGCUACGGGAGAACCUGUUAAAGUCCCUUCCCACGUCCCUGUCCUUCCUUGUCAAACUAGAACAGUUGGAUCUAGGUGGCAAUGACUUGGAAGUGCUGCCAGACACUCUGGGGGCACUUCCUAAUUUGCGAGAGCUGUGGCUGGACCGAAAUCAGCUGUCUACACUGCCUCCGGAGUUGGGGAACCUUCGACGCUUGGUGUGCCUGGAUGUGUCUGAAAACAAACUAGAGCAGCUGCCAGCUGAGGUCAGUGGGCUGACCCUGCUCACGGACCUGUUACUGUCUCAGAACCUGCUGGAGCGCCUCCCAGAUGGCAUUGGUCAAUUGAAACAGCUGUCCAUUCUGAAAGUGGAUCAGAAUCGGCUUUGUGAGGUUACUGAGGCCAUUGGAGAGUGUGAGAACUUAUCAGAGCUCAUUCUCACUGAGAACAUGCUGACGGCACUUCCCCGGUCCUUGGGGAAGCUAACCAAACUGACUAACCUGAAUGUGGACCGAAACCGGUUAGGAACACUCCCUGCCGAGGUUGGCGGCUGUACCAGUCUGAAUGUGCUUUCCCUUCGUGACAACCGCUUGGCCUCUCUGCCCCCUGAACUGGCUGGCACCACUGAGCUACAUGUGCUGGAUGUGGCAGGGAACCGGCUGCAGAGUUUGCCCUUCGCCCUCACCCACCUCAACUUGAAGGCCCUGUGGCUGGCAGAGAACCAGGCUCAGCCCAUGCUCAAGUUCCAAACAGAGGAUGAUCAGAAGACUGGGGAGAAGGUGCUCACCUGCUACUUGUUGCCCCAGCAGCCCUCACCUAGCCUUGACACUCUGCUGCAAAGCAGCCUGGAUGAGAGCUGGAGUGGCAGCCACAGUCAUGUGAACCGGGUCAGUGUGAUCCAAUUCUUGGAGGAGCCCAUGGGUAUGGAGGAUGAGGAGCCUGGGGCAGAGAAGAGGGGUCUGCAGCGAAGAGCUACUCCUCACCCCAGCGAGUUGAAGGUUAUGAAGAAAGUGAUCGAGGAUCGACGUAAUGAGGCCUACAUGGCAAAGCCUGAUUCAGAGCAGAUGUUACCCACUGAAGAGGAAAAGAGGCUGAGCUCUCAGUCCCACCAGAGCAUGGAUUCACAUGUGUCCACCAGCACAGCCUCAGCAGGCAUCCUGGAAGAGGAAGGAGAGGCGGAGCAGAAGCAGGGGCAAACAUCAGAAAGGGAGACAAGUCACAGAGCCAGUGAGGAGGAGGUGGAAAUUAUGGCAGCUGGCCAUGAGGAGGAAGUGGAGGAGGAAUAUGAUGAGCCCACCGUGCACUUUGCAGAGGACACACUGGUACGGAGCGAAGAUGAGGAUGAAGCCGAAGAACUGCGGCCCCCACCUGGGGAAAGGCAAAGACUGAUCCGGAAAGAUACUCCCCAUUACAAGAAGCACUUUAAAAUCACCAAGCUGCCCAGGCCUGAGGCUGUGGUGGCCUUGCUUCAGGGGCUGUCAGGGGAUGGAGAUGGGGAGCUAGCCCCAACAGGCUGUAGCAAUGGCCCCCAUGCUCCACAUGAGCAACGGCCUCUCCCUUGGAGCCAGCAUGCUGAAAUGAACAAGGAAGAGGACAAUGAACCUGAUGAAGAGAAGAAUGGGGCAGUGGCUGCCCCACCUUCUGUCAAGGGGGUGUCGUUUGACCAGGCCAAUAACCUGCUGAUAGAGCCUGCUCGCAUUGAGGAGGAAGAGCUGACACUAACAAUCCUGCGGCAGACAGGUGGCCUGGGGAUCAGCAUCGCAGGGGGGAAGGGCUCCACCCCAUACAAGGGAGACGACGAGGGCAUAUUCAUCUCUCGAGUGUCAGAGGAAGGUCCUGCAGCCCGGGCUGGGGUUCGAGUAGGGGACAAACUACUAGAGGUGAAUGGUGUAACCCUACAAGGGGCUGAGCACCAUGAGGCUGUAGAGGCACUUCGGGGUGCAGGCGGGGCAGUAUUGAUGAGAGUCUGGCGGGAACGGAUGGUGGAGCCAGAGAAUGCAAUCACAGUCACUCCUUUGCGUCCUGAGGAUGACUACAGUCCCCGGGAGAGGAGGGGAAGUGCCCUUCGUCUGCCUGAGCCUUCUAGCCCCCCUGGCCCUCCUCGACAAAGGCAUACUACCUUCCUGGUCAGAAGUGAAAGAGGCCUGGGCUUCAGCAUUGCUGGUGGCAAAGGCUCCACACCCUACCGAGCAGGAGAUGGGGGAAUCUUCAUCUCAAGGAUUGCUGAAGGUGGGGCUGCCCACCGGGCAGGCACAUUGCAGGUUGGGGACCGAGUAAUCUCAAUCAAUGGGGUAGACAUGACAGAGGCCAGGCAUGACCAGGCAGUCGCACUGCUUACUGCUGCCUCCCCCACCAUCACGCUGCUGCUGGAACGAGAGGCUGAUGGGCCUCUUACCCCUGCCCCACCACUCAGCUCCCCUCUACCCCCCAGCCCUGUCAUGCCCAUGGCAGUUGGGGAGCCUGGGCCCCCUCCUAGCCUCAUGGCCACCACUGUAGAAGGACCAUAUCCUGUGGAGGAAAUUUGCCUGGUGAAGGCUGGUGGGCCUCUGGGACUGAGUAUUGUUGGAGGCUCUGACCAUUCGAGCCACCCAUUUGGGAUCCAGGAGCCCGGUGUGUUCAUCUCUAAGGUGCUUCCUCGGGGAUUGGCUGCUAGAAGUGGACUGCGUGUGGGUGAUCGAAUUCUGGCAGUGAAUGGGCAAGAUGUUCGAGGGGCUACACACCAGGAAGCUGUGAAUGCCUUGCUCAGCCCUACCCCUGAGUUGUGUCUGCUGGUGCGAAGGGAUCCUCCCCCACCAGGCAUGAAGGAGAUCUGCAUUGAAAAGGCCCCUGGGGAGAAGCUGGGGAUCAGCAUACGAGGUGGGGCCAAAGGUCAUGCUGGGAACCCCUUUGAUCCCACUGAUGAAGGUGUCUUCAUCUCCAAGGUGAGCCCAGCAGGUGCUGCUGGGCGAGAUGGCCGUCUUCGAGUGGGGAUGCGGCUUCUCGAGGUGAAUCAGCAGAGCCUGUUGGGCCUGACGCACACUGAGGCGGUGCAGCUACUCCGUGGUGUCGGAGACACCCUCACAGUGCUCGUCUGUGAUGGCUUUGACCCUGUCGCUGCCGCAGCCCUUGAGAUGUCCCCAGGUGUCAUUGCCAACCCCUUUGCUGCUGGUAUUGGGCGCAAAAACAGCCUGGAGAGUAUCUCAUCCAUUGACCGAGAUGUGAGCCCUGAAGACCUGGACAAGACUCUUAGUCCAGAACCUCUGAGGCUGGAUUACCGAACCCUGGCUGCUUUGCCUGGGAGCAGCAGUAUCCAGAGAAUCAAUUCUAGGGUUUCUCCAGGGGCCAUAGGAAACCCUCUUGAUGCCCCCCGUUCUCCUAGUAGCCAACAGGCCUCCAUCAGCUUCCUGCCCUCCCAGGAGGAGCACAAAUCUACUAAACCUGGGGUAAUCCAACCUCGGCCUUGGCCAGUGGGAUCCACUGCAUCUGGCGGUAGAGACAGCCCUAACCCCUUCCAGUCUUCACCCUUGCCCCGGGCCUACAGCCCCAGCUCCCCUCGUACCUAUCCUCCAUCCCCACCCUCCCCCAGUAAAUUCCCUGUCAAUGUUAAGCAGGCCUACAGGACUUUCGCAGCUGUGCCCCCCCCUCACCCUCUGACAGAGGCUCAGGUGGUAUCUCCUGGUAGUGCUGCCAGCCCAGAACAGUUGUCUUUCCGUGAGAGACAGAAAUACUUUGAGCUGGAGGUGAGGCCUCCCCAGGCUGAUGGUCCACCAAAGAGGGUAUCCCUGGUUGGUGAGGAUGACCUGAAGAAAAUGAAAGAAGAAGAAGCGCGGAAGCUACAGCAGAAACGGGCCCUACUUCUUCAGGAAGAGGAAGAAGAGGAGGCAGAGGAAGUUGUAGCAACUGCCCCUGCCCCUGCCCAAGUGGAGGGUCUGGAGUCCCUGGGAGAACAAAAGAGCUGCCUCCCUCAAACUGAGCCCCCCAAUUCCCAGAGGAACUCACUGGAAGAAGGUUCCCAACAAGAGCCACGGCCCAACUGCCCAACUAGGCUGAGCCCCAUGUCAUUGGGGGGCGGGGAAUUGGGCGCCCCAGUCCGGACAGCUAAGGCUGAGCGACGGCAGCAGGAACGGUUGCGCAUGCAGAGUCCAGAACUCCUGAGUGGGCCUGAACGGGAGCUAUCCCCAGCUGAACGACGAGCUCUGGAGGCAGAGAAGAGGGCACUCUGGCGGGCAGCCAGGAUGAAGUCCCUGGAACAGGAUGCCCUACGAGCCCAGAUGGUCAUCGCUAAAUCUCAAGAAGGAAGGGGAAAACGGAGCCCCCUUGGCCAGCUAACAGAGGCCCCCUCACCUGCACCCACUCCCUCACCAACGCCACUUGAAGAUCUUAGCCCCAGGAUCGUCACCUCCCCUGGCAGGCUGUCCUUGUCUGAAAAGAAGUUUGACUACCGGGAAUUUGCUGCUCUUCCUUCUUCCAGGCCUGUGUAUGACAUCCAGUCUCCAGAUUUGCCAGAAGAGCUGAAAUACUUGGAAGACAGCCUCAGUCCUGGCCUCCAGGAAGAGGAUGGAGAGGUAGAGCAAGUGUUGCUGGGCCCCCCUGGACCCAGUCCUACAGCCCUGGAGGAAGUAACUCUCUGCAGCACCCGUCGGAAACUUCGGCAUGAACGACGUGGCCUGGACCCUGUGCCCUCCUAGUCUCCUAAAGGGGAGAAGGAAUAGGGGAGGGCCUUGGACCCUGUGUCCUCUUAGGCCCUCCAAAAAGGGGAGAGGAACCUGAACCCGUGCCCUCCUAAAACCCCAAGAGGUUUGAGGGGAGUGGCGGGGACCUCUUGGCCCCAUAAACUCAGCUGGAGUAGGGGGAAGGAAAGGGUCUAGAUCCCAUGCUUUCCUAGACUCCCAGGGCACAGUUUCUUCCCCCAUCCCCAUCGAAGGAGCUUAUAGAUGUUGGGAAGUUUGUAAAUUGUGUCUGGGGAAUGAGAGAGCAAAAGUCUGUACCCUGACACCAGCCACACUGUGCUGGCCCCUUCCUCAGUGUCUGAUCUGGUGUGUAAGGGAACCAGCCAAUGGUAGGGUCACAGUUGAUGCUGCCUUGUCUGGGCUCCAUGUUUGACCCCCUGGGGUAGGGAUGAGCAGGUUCAGCUCCCAGCCUCAGACCCUUCUGGAUUCCCUUCUCCCCCAGCUGUGGCUAUUCCUUUGAGCUGAAUCAAUGGUGACCUCCUAUCCCCAUGAAACUGGAUCAUUUUAAUGGGAUUUUGGUUUCCCUUUGAUUGGGGGUGGUGGCGGGGCAGGCAUUUAUCGCAAAUCAUUGUUCCUUGCUCCCCCUCCCCAUUCCCCUCAUCCUUGGGAGUUUUUUCUAACUCGGUUUUAGCAUUUUAACUCAAACUGUUGGGAGCCCCCUGGCUCAGCUUCAGUAACUAACUUGUGUCUUCCCUUACCACCCCCUUCACCCCCCCCCAAAAAAACCACCUGGUACUGGGCGUGUCACACGCCAGGGAAGCUAGCAUCAAGACUGUAACUAGUGACAUUUGUACAACCAAAGAAAUCUAUUUUGUGGUUUAAGGAUAAUAAAGUUUACUUUACAUUUUA